Dreissena polymorpha is the source of this 8793-nucleotide messenger RNA. RefSeq names its product E3 ubiquitin-protein ligase MARCHF6-like. The transcript has 24 exons. Gene Ontology annotation, molecular function: zinc ion binding. NCBI's taxonomy places the organism in Eukaryota, Metazoa, Mollusca, Bivalvia, Myida, Dreissenidae. The coding region runs from base 581 to 3451 and encodes 956 amino acids. The record is from RefSeq and is a predicted model, not a curated record. Gene Ontology annotation, cellular component: endoplasmic reticulum membrane.
CCUUCAACUUUUCAUGAAUGAUUUACAUGCUGAAAAUUGUCUUACAGCCUGAUGAACAUUGUGGGAUGUAAAGUGUUCUCAGGAUGUGACAAUUUACGAGAUAAAUUUAGUUUGUAAAUUUGGCUAAAUAUGGAUUACAUUUAGGAAAUUUUGAGAGUUGUGACAUGGGUAUUGAUUUUUGUAUUGAGUUUAACAAAAUGGAGUUAAAAUAGUGACAAACAUGUAGGUGUUGAGUUGUGUAUUGGGUUUUAAUAUAACAAAUAGUGACUAAGUGUUGAGUUAUGUCUGGAGUUUAAAUGCAUUUCAAAAGCAUUAGAAUGUUGGAUACAGAUAUAACAGAAAAUAGUGAUAUCUGCCGGGUGUGUCGAUGUGAAGGUUUCACUUGUUUGUUUCAGAUAUCUGCCGGGUGUGUCGAUGUGAGGCCACACCUGACAAGCCUCUCUACCACCCCUGUGUGUGUACCGGCAGUAUCAAGUUCAUACAUCAGGACUGCCUUGUUCAAUGGUUGAAGUACAGCAGAAAGGAGUUCUGUGAACUCUGCAAACAUCGGUUUGCUUUUACACCAAUCUACUCGCCUGAUAUGCCCAAGAGGCUUCCGAUCAAGGACAUCCUUAGUGGGCUACUGGCCAGUGUGGGCAAGGCAGUCCGCUACUGGUUCCACUAUACACUGGUCACCUUUGCCUGGCUGGGAGUCGUACCUCUAACUGCAUGUCGGAUCUAUCGCUGCCUCUUCACCGGCUCUGUGAGCUCCCUGCUGACCCUGCCUCUAGACAUGCUCUCCACUGAGAACUUAGCGUCAGACUGUUUCCACGGGUGUUUUGUUGUGGCUUGCACCCUGUGUGCUUUCAUAAGCCUGGUGUGGCUCCGAGAGCAGAUCCUGCAUGGCGGAGGGCCUGACUGGCUGGAGCAGGAUGUACCCGGGGCGCAGGCCAGAGGGAACCUUCUUGAUGUGGGUGUGGUCAACAACCUAGUGGGGCUGGGAGGGGGCGGUGUCAGGGAUGCUGCAGCAGCCAAUCAGAAUGCAGACAACGACAUGGUGGCCAACCAGGAUGAGGAUGACGCGGACAAUGAUGGGGGUGAAAACGGAAACAACGGUGCCCAGGACGACAACAAUUGGAACCCAAUAGAGUGGGACAGGGCCGCAGAGGAAUUGACCUGGGAACGCUUGCUGGGACUGGACGGCUCCCUUGUCUUCCUGGAACAUGUAUUCUGGGUGGUAUCUCUCAACACUCUCUUCAUUCUGGUGUUUGCUUUCUGCCCAUACCACAUUGGACACUUCACAAUGCUGGGAUUAAAACUGGAAGAAUGGGUAACAUCAGCCCACUUUGAGGGCCUGUUCACAACACUGAUUGGUUACGUGGUCAUUGCAUUCUCGCUGGUGUUCCUCUAUGCAAUGUGCUCACUAGUGCGCCUCAAGAGGUUUCGGCGUGUGUUGGGACUGUGCUAUGUGGUUGUCAAGGUGAAGCUUCUGGUCGUUGUGGAGCUGGGGGUGUUCCCGCUCAUCUGUGGAUGGUGGCUUGACAUCUGCUCUCUUUCAAUGUUUGACGCGACCCUGAAGGACCGCAAGACCAGUUUCCACGUGGCCCCUGGGACUUCCAUGUUCAUUCACUGGCUGGUGGGAAUGGUGUACGUGUUCUACUUCGCCUCCUUCAUCCUGCUAUUACGAGAGGUGCUGCGUCCUGGCGUGCUCUGGUUCCUGAGGAAUCUCAACGACCCCGAGUUCAACCCAAUCCAGGAGAUGAUCCACCUGCCAGUGUACAGACACACGCGGAGGUUCAUUGCCUCGGUGAUUAUAUUUGGGAGCACAGUGAUGCUGAUGCUAUGGUUACCUGUGAGGGUGAUCAGAAAAGUGGUGCCGGGAUUCCUGCCCUACAAUGUCAUGUUGUCAAGCGAGGCGCCAGUCAGUGAGCUGUCCCUGGAGCUGCUCCUGCUGCAGGUUGUGCUGCCUGCCCUUCUGGAGCAGGGGCACACGCGCAUGUGGCUCAAGGGGGUUGUUAGGGGCUGGACCAUCGCUGUGGCCUGGGCCCUCGACCUGCGGUCCUAUCUCAUAGGGGAUGUGGCCCUCAGUGAGCAGGACCAUGUAAUCCAGGGAGACCAGGCCCAGGCUCCACCCCCACAGCAGCCACCUGCCAACGAGGCGGUCCCAGACCCUAACCCAGCCCCUCAGGUGGCACCUGACCUGGUCCCUGAGCCUGCUGCAGCAGUAGAGGCUGCACCUGUAGACCUGGACCUUGCCCCUCCCCUUGAACAUGCCCCUGGUCCUCUACAAGCCCUGCCCCCAGUUGAUGCCCCAGUCCCACCUGCCUCAUUACAGGCCCCUCCCCAGCCCCAGAUUCUGGCACCUCCAGUAAUACAGGUCCCUCCCCAAGUACAAGCUGCUGCUCUCCCUGGCCAGGCAGCUAUUCCCCAAGUUCAAGCCCAGCCAGCUAUUCCCCCAGUUCAAGCCCCUAUUGCCCCAGUUCAAGCCCCAAUCCCCCCAGGUCUUGUCCUUAUUCCCCCUGUUCAAGCCCCAGCCCGCCAAGCCCCUAUGGGUCUAGGGGACGCCCACCAGGCAAUGCUCCAGGGCGGGGGAGCGGUAGGAUUCCAGUCAUACAAGAGACCGCCCUUCUUCUUCUGCAGAAUAGCUGUCCUAGUUGUGUUGAUGUGUGCCACGUUGUUUGCUACCAGUGUGGUGUGUCUCAUCCUGCCAGUUUUUUUCGGUCGCAAGCUGAUGUCUCUCUGGAUGGGGGAGGCGAAGAUUCACGAGCUGUACACAGCAGCUUGUGGGCUCUACGUGUGCUGGCUCCUGCUACGUAUUGGCACUGUCCUCUACAACUGGAUACCACAGGGCACCGCAGCCAUACUCAACAAGCUCAAGGAGUGGCUAAUACUGGCCCUCAAGUCCCUGUUUGUGUCUCUGAUACUGAUGGGGGUUGUCCCCCUGCUACUGGGGCUGCUGUUUGAGUUGGUUGUUGUGGCCCCUUUAAGGGUCUCCCUUGAUCAGACCCCUGUCUUCUUUCCGUGGCAGGACUGGGCGCUAGGUGUGCUUCAUGCGAAGAUCAUCUGUGCUGUCACCAUGAUGGGGCCUCAGUGGUGGCUCAAACGAGUUAUAGAACAGGUGUACAACGACGGAAUCCGAAACAUGAAUCUCAAGUUCAUCCUAUUCAAGCUCUGCUUUCCUGUCAUUGCGGUUCUCGGCAUGUCUCUUUCAGUCCCAUACUGUAUAGCGGGAACCAUCGUGCCAGCUCUAGGUUUUGACUUUGCCACACAGAAUUUCGUACUUCGUAGAAUCUACCCAUUCUUGUUGGCCUGUGUGGUGUUUGUGUUUGUAUGUGUGUUCCAGGCAAGACAAUUCAAACGUCUAUAUGAGCACAUAAAAAAUGAUAAAUACUUAGUUGGUCAAAGACUUGUAAAUUAUGAUCCAAAGAGAGUGAAACGACCGUCAACAGAGCCUAUGACCGCAAAGUCUUGAAAACGGCUAUUUUAUAGUGUUGUGAAAGCACUUGGUAACUGUGUAAAAUAUGUAUUACUGUUAAGAUCAAAGACUGAUGUCUGGAUUUGGAAUCGGCCUUUUUAUUGCACCAUCUAGUCAUUCUUAGCUAUCAAACUGCCUCCAAAUUGGUUUCAUCACCUUCAGACGCUGCAUCAAUUGCGAUGUUCUUCAACUAAAGGAGAGGAAUACAUGACUGUUUCAGUUCUCCAUUUGAAGUAAAAUGUAUUUUGUGUCAUGGGUUCAUGUGCUUCUCACCAAGGCGACUUUGGUUGAAUCCCAGCUCCUGGGGCAUGUGCGAUAAGUUUUAAGUCCCAAUACCAGACAGGUGUGAUUUCCCCCCACAGCACAAGAACUCACAUAAAUUGAAUAUCUUUCAGUACAAAACCACAUAGCUGGAAAUUGCUGCUGUAAUUCAAAAAUUUGCCACAACUUUCUUGUGUCUAGUAAAGUAAAUUAGGUAUGAGUGCUGGCACAGACCCUGCACAGUCUAAUCUGGGAAGACACUUAAGGCACAUGCAUUAAACCCAGUUUUCUCAGAACGCGGCUCAUAUUAUCUUUACCUCCAAGGGUAUUUUGGUGAGUUAUAUGCCCUUCAGAUUUCUUAUUUCAGUUUGCUGUUGUUGUUUUUUUACGGCGGGGAUGGUAUCUUAGCUAAGAUUUGUUGAAGAUUAAAUCCAGUAUUUCAUUAAUCAGAGAAAAAAAAUAUCAUAUGUCUUUCUCAUGUCAAUGUUUGAAUGAGUAAAAAUAAAUAGGAUCUUAUUAUCUCUAUAAUAUAUAUUUUUAUUGUGCUUAUGUUUUUUGCAUUAAACUUUUACUUUAUCAUAGUUUAUUGGCACUGUCUUCAACAAUAAAAAUUGCUUAUUUGUGUACAAGGCAUUUGCUCUUUAUCCCCAUUUUAAUAAUGUAUGGACUUUAAACUUCAAAAUAUGUGUGUAUGUAUAUAAAUAUGUAAAUAAAUAAUAAAUAAACUUAUUUGUAUUUAUCACUAACAUAGUAUUCUCUAUUUCAUAAGUAGUAUCACCAAUAAUGGAAGUGUUGACAUUCCAAUGGAUAUAUGUGUGCAAUUAUGUUUUUUUAGCUCACCUAAGCGCUACAUGCUCAUGGUGAGCUUUUGCGACGCCUUUUGUCUGUCGUGCGUCGUCCAUUGUGAGACGUCAACAUUUGCCUUGUUCACUCUCUAGAGGCCACAUUUAUUGUCCAAUCUUCAUGAAAUUUGGUCAGAAGAUUGGUUUCAAUGAUAUCUUGGAUUAGUUCGAAAAUGGUUACGUUUGCUUGAAAAACAUGGCUGCCAAGGGGCGGGCCAUUUUUCCUUAUAUGGCUAUAUAUGACUUUAGCAAAAUCUUGUUAACACUCUAGAGGCCACAUUUAUUGUCCGAUGCUCAUGAAACUUGGUCAGAAGAUUCAUCCCAAUGAUUUCUUGGAAGAGUUCGAAAAUGAUGUCGGUUGGUUGAAAAACAUGGCUGCCAGGGGAAGGGGCAUUUUUCCUUAUAUGGCUUUAUAAAAACCUUGUUAGUGCUUUAUACAGGCAUUUGCCUCAUACUGAACACAAACUGUUGACCAAGUUUAGACAUGAUUGUGUAUAAUUGUUUGUGUAACACCUGAAUCAGUUAUCACUGUAGUGCAGCUUCUGUAAUUAAUGGUGCCAUUUCAUGCUGAGAAUCUAGCAGUACUUUGGAGAUCAAAGGCAAACUCCUAUGACUGACCAGUAACUUGAUACUCUCUUUGGCUCAGUCUGGUACAUGGUAAUGUAAGGCCCAAGCUGGUUAUUGCAUCAAAGACUUUUGAUGCCUGGUCUUUGAUUUCUGAGAAGUUAUCAUUUUGAGGCAGAGCUCUAUUGAUAAGGUGUGAAUGAAAGAUUUGUGUAUUAAACAGGAUAUGUUGAUUUUUUUACUAUAAUGAUUGAUGAAAAGUGAAUUUGGAUGUGAUUUUGAAAAAAUUGUGUUUUAAACAGGAUUUAUUUUUUUACUUUAUUGAUGAGGCGUUAUUUUUAGCUCACCUGAGCACAACAUGCUCAUGGUGAGCUUUUGUGAUCGUUUUUUGUCCGCCGUGCGUUGUCCGUUGUGCGGCGUCAACAUUUGCCUUGUUAACUCUCAAGAGGCCACUUUUAUUGUCCAAUCAUUAUGAAAUUUGGUGAGCAGAUUGGUUUCAAUGAUAUCUUCGAUGAGUUCGAAAAUAGUUACAUUUGCUUGAAAAACAUGGCUGCCAAGGGGCGGGGCAUUUUUCCUUAUAUGGCUAUAGUAAAAUCUUCUUAACACUCUAGAGGCCACAUUUAUUUCUGUUCAUCAUAAAACUUGGUCAGAAGAUUCAUCCCAAAAAUAUCUUGGACGAGUUCGAAAAUGAUGCCGGUUGGUUGAAAAACAUGGCUGCCAGGGGCAUUUUUCCUUAUAUGACUAUAGUGAAACCUUGUUAACACUCUAGAGGCCACAUUUAUUUUCCGAUCUUUAUGAAACUUGCUCAGAAGAUUUGUGCCACUGAUAUCUUGGAUGAGUUAAAAAAUGGUAACCUUUGCUUGAAAAACAUGGCUGCCAAGUGAUGGGGCAUUUUUCCUAAUAUGGCUAUAUAUAUGGCUAUAGUAAAAUCUUGUUAACAUUCUAGAGGCCACAUUUAUUGUCCUAUCUUCAUGAAACUUGGUCAGAAGAUUCAUACCAAUUAUAUCUUGGACGAGUUCAAAAAUGAUGUCGGUUGGUUGAAAAACAUGGCCACCACGUGGGCGGGGCUAUUUUCCUUAUAUGGCUAUAUAAAAACCUUGUUAACACUCUAGAGGUCACAUUUAUUUUCUGAUUGGUCAGAAGAUUUGUUCCAAUGAUAUCUUGGAUGAGUUUGAAAAUGGUUUUGGUUGCUUUAAAAACAUGGCCACCAGGGGUGGGGCAAUUUUCCUUAUAUAGCUUUACAUGUAUAUGGCCAUAGUAAAACCUUGUUAACACUCUAGAGGCCACAUUUAUUGUCCAAUCUUCAUGAAAUUUGAUCAGAAGAUUGGUCUUAAUGAUAUUUUGGAUGAGUUUGAGAAAUAAAUGGCUUCCAAGGGGGGGGGGGGCAUAUUUCCUUAUAUGGCUAUAGUAAAAUCUUGUUAACACUCUAGAGGCCACAUUUACUGUCCGAUCUUCAUGAAACUUGGUCAGAAGAUCCAUCCCGAUAAUAUCUUGAACGAGUUCAAAAAUGAUGCCGGUUGGUUGAAAAACAUGGCUGCCAGGGGGCGGGGCAUUUUCCUUAUAUGGCUAUAGUAAAACCUUGUUAAUACUCUAAAGGCCACAUUUAUUUUCCGAUCUUUGUGAAACUUGGUCAGAAGAUUUGUCCCAAUAAUAUCUUGUUAUCUCAGGUGAGCGACUUUGGGCCUUUCAGGCCCUCUUGUUUGUUUUUUUACAGAUAGUAGGCACAAUAAUUGUCAAAAAUGCAAUAAAAGGAAAUUAAAAACUGUAUAUAAAUGUUUUUUUGUUUUUAAAAAGAAUAAUAUCUCAAGGUUUUUUAAUUGGGCUUUACUUCUAAUUUUGAUAUUUUCUGUCAGUCUUUGUAAAAUGACAGGAUGUACUUUGUCAAGGCAUGACAGUGUAUUUAUUAUAUUAGCUGCACUGUGGGAAAAUCAGGCUUAAUGCAUGUGUGUAAAAGUACCUCCCAGGCAAGCCUUUGCAGACUGCACUGGCUAUUCAGGGAUGGCACUUUCAUAUUAAAAAGAUACAUCCUUUUAUGCCAUCCUAUAUGAGGAAAUUAUGGACUUUUAAGGAAUCUGUUGUUUAAAGAAAGUCUCUUCAUAACAAAUAUCAGGACGAUACUUAAUCCACAUGCAUUAAGCCUGCUUUUGUCAGAUACCCAGAUUAUAUAAAGCAACUCUGGCAAACACACUCUUGAUUGAAUUCCUGCAUGCACCAAAACUCCAAAUUGAGGUUUAUUGGCUGAUUAACGAUGAUUAAUCAAACAUUAUUUUAUUUAAAAUAGAUAUACUUACCUUUGUGUGUCAUGUAAGAGUCAUGUGAUACAUUUAUGAAAUAUAUCCCGCGUUAUUAGAAAAUGCGUUAUGUGCCAUAAUUAUUCUGCUGGCCUAGCUCCAGACAAGCCUGUCCAUUUUUGAGACCAUGGAACCUUAUGUGACUUUUUAGCAUACCACCGCAUUGAUAUCUGCCUGAUAUUACAUUGCCUGAUAUUUUUUUUUAUAUCAUGGUCAACAGGAAGUUCUUAUACCAGUCUAUGUUUGGAUUGGCAAUAAAGUCAACUAUUUCUAUUAACAUGAAUCAGGUUCAACAACACAAACAAUUUGAUAACAAGAACGUACACAUUUUAAUAUAGUUUAAGGUCAUAAAUCACAAAAACGCCUCGCCGUUAUAUUAUUCUAAGCCUCACCUGAUAUAUUACAAAACGAUGGGACAGUAACCUGUUAUUCUCUAUAUAGCGGACAGGUAGUUCGUGGCCUGGUCUGAAGUUAUGCUUGCCUCAUAUGGCACAACACCGAUAAUAAGAUGCACAAUGUGGCUCAUAUGUAAGCGUAUUAUUGUAUUUGUUUAUUUUCUUGUUGCACAAGAAAAUGCAUUCGAUAUAUAUAUUUGAAUGCUUGAUGUUGUGGAAUAUUUGUAAGUGAUUGCUAUUGCUUAUUGAACACAGAUAUAUUUAACAGCUACGUGUAUGAUACAAUCAAAUUAAUAGGCUCUUACACAUACAUAAUAUCGUAGAUUAAAGAGAAUACAAUUGAAAAUUAUUUUCUGCAUAAAUAAGGCUCACAACUUCAUAAACUCUAUAUUAAGUUUAAUGCAACUGUAAUGUGUUAUAUUUAGGACAAUUUUUUAGACACAUAUAAACCAGGGGAUUAAAAAUGAUAAAUAAAUGUACAGGCAAUAAAUGCUUGCAAGCAAUCCAAAAUUAAAAUUUCCUGUAUUCAGUGAAUGGAAUAUUCUGUUGUGGAUUCAAUUGAUUAUCUCUACUGUUACAUACAGUUUUUACAAUAAGAUAGUAUGACAUGUGCUAUUAAACAUUAUUUUACUAUGUUGGAUAUGCCAUUGUUCAUUUGUUUGGUACUUGUCUUCAUUAAACAUAUGUAUAAUGAUUACUUUGCAACAUUUGGAAGUAUCAAAUGUUAAUUGAUUGUAUAUUGUAUUUAACUUAAUGGGUUGAUUUCAUUUGUGUUAAUGCAAUGUGCUAUUGUAUCUCAUUCAUAACUGUUUAUGUUGUUGAAACAUUAUGUUGUCCUACCAACAUUGCAAAUACCCAAGAAUUUCAUUAAUACGACUCAUAACUUAUUAUUGUGCGACUAUUUCAUUCAUUAGAUUUGUAACAUGUUUUAAUGAUGCAUGUGUGGUUGCACUGACAUACCAAUUAAUAAAGUGAUCUUGAAACCA